CAUAUAGUGCAGUAACAAGGAAGUACGUAGGCUAGCCGUUAUGGUCGUGUAUUUAGGCAUUAUGUAAGUCUAAAUCUAAAUCGAAAAAUAUGGCGAGCAAACAGGGACCUACAGUUAAACCUAAACCUCCUAAAAAGCUUCCUGGUUGGGAUGACGUAGAAGAUACAGUCUAUGAAAACCCAGAACCACUUGCUAGACAUGAGAACAUGGGUCCAAGCUAUGGGAUUCCGAAGAAGAUUACAAAAAAGCGAUAACAUUUAUGACCCGGUUGCGCUUGAUGAGGACCCACGAGACCAACAUGUCCACCCGAUUAGACCAAUUGCCAGAGUCCAGGGCUAUAAGGUUAAACCAGAAGUCCACAACGUUGGUUGGCAAUCUGGAAGUCAUUCAGCAGGAACUCUGAAAGAAAGUAAGAGUUUUCUCGAAAAGGUGGAGUGGUUGUAUGACUCUGUUAAAGAAACACGAGAAAUGUACGAAUUAGAUGAAGUAUUAAGGGCGGUAUUGUUCGAAGGCGAACUGAGGAUGUUUCGUCAUAUGGAUGUGAUUGAAGAAACUUUAUACAGCUUUAAAGGCCAUUUAGAAGCUGUACUCCACGACGUUGUCGAGAUAUUUAAGUUGAUUAAAGAAUGGCUGGAGAUGAAUUAUUUCGACUGUUUUGAGAGCUACUUCCUAAACGUGGAUAUACAACAGAAUUUGGUCUCAUUCGUUCAGUAAGUACAAUAAACGUCAGUGGCGGACUCAAGGAUAAGGACGAGUAGUUCCUGGCCCCUUAAAUGUUUCAAAAAAUAUUUGUAAAAAAUUAGAGAAAUAAAAAUGAAAAAUAUUUUCAAAUUUAUGUCUGAGAGUGCCAUUUCCGGCCAUUUGUAGAUAAUCAUACAUGUCCUUGCCUUAGACCAACCAUGGCAG
Molecule: messenger RNA, 906 nt
Organism: Anneissia japonica
Lineage: Eukaryota; Metazoa; Echinodermata; Crinoidea; Comatulida; Comatulidae
Exons: 7
Coding region: 172-714 (180 amino acids)
Source: RefSeq, a predicted model, not a curated record